This is a messenger RNA of Seriola dumerili (greater amberjack), 7726 nucleotides long. RefSeq names its product ring finger and CCCH-type domains 1 (gene rc3h1b). The transcript has 20 exons. Gene Ontology annotation, molecular function: metal ion binding. The coding region runs from base 273 to 3695 and encodes 1140 amino acids. NCBI's taxonomy places the organism in Eukaryota, Metazoa, Chordata, Actinopteri, Carangiformes, Carangidae. The record is from RefSeq and is a predicted model, not a curated record.
CAGCUAAGCUGCACAGUCGACAUGGCAAGAAAAUAUCGCAACAAUUUUCUGAAAAUGGAUGAAAAUCUUCCAAGUCUUUUGGAAUGAUAUUCAUCACGCGAUGUGAUCCAAAAUCCACAAUGUGUGAGGACAUUUAAGAACGAUUGAGUUCGGAAGAAAAAAAAUCUUGAUUCCAGUGGAAUCUUCCAUAUAUAUAUUAUUAUUAUUAUAUUUUUUUUCUCUGUGUAAAAGUUACAUAUAUUUACACACACUCAUCCCAUCAACAUAUAACCAUGCCAGUGCAAGCACCACAAUGGACAGAGUUCCUGCUGUGCCCAAUCUGCACACAGACAUUUGAGGAGACUGUUCGCAGGCCCAUCAGUUUGGGCUGUGGACACACUGUCUGCAAGAUGUGCCUGAACAAGUUGCACCGUAAGGCCUGUCCCUUUGACCAGACAGCCAUCAGCACAGACAUUGAGCAGCUACCCGUCAACACAGCCCUGUUGCAGCUGGUAGGAGGCCAGGUUCCCAAGGCUCAGCCAGUUGCCUUGAUUACCAGUCCCGAGGACUCGCAGCAUUAUGAGGAGGCCAGGCAGUGUGUGGAGGAGCUGGCCCUCUACCUCAAACCCCUCAGCAACACCCGAGGCGUGGGUCUGAGCAGCACGGCCCAGAGCAUACUGAGUCGACCCAUGCAGAGGAAACUGGUAACUCUGGUCCACUGCCAACUGGUGGAAGAGGAAGGCCGCGUUAGAGCCAUGAGAGCUGCCCGCUCUCUGGGUGAGCGAACUGUCACUGAACUCAUCUUGCAGCACCAGAAUCCACAGCAGCUCUCCUCCAAUCUGUGGGCUGCUGUCCGUGCACGAGGAUGUCAGUUUCUCGGCCCAGCCAUGCAGGAGGAAGCUCUAAAGUUGGUUCUUCUUGCUCUAGAGGAUGGCUCUGCUCUUUCCAGGAAGGUGUUAGUUCUCUUUGUAGUCCAGAGGCUUGAGCCACGCUUCCCACAGGCCUCUAAAACUAGCAUAGGUCAUGUGGUGCAGCUCCUCUACAGGGCCUCCUGCUUCAAGGUGACCAAACGUGAUGAAGAUUCAUCCCUGAUGCAGCUGAAAGAGGAGUUUCGCACUUACGAGGCUCUGCGGCGCGAGCAUGACUCUCAGAUUGUUCAGAUUGCCAUGGAGGGAGGGCUGCGUAUCGCACCUGACCAGUGGUCUUCUCUGUUAUAUGGAGAUCAGUCUCACAAGUCACAUAUGCAGUCUAUCAUAGAUAAGCUGCAGACCCCGGCGUCUUUUGCUCAGAGUGUCCAGGAGCUGACGAUUGCGCUGCAGAGGACCGGUGACCCAGCCAACCUCAACAGACUGCGGCCCCACCUGGAACUACUGGCCAACAUUGAUCCCAGUCCUGAUGCCCCGCCUCCUACAUGGGAGCAGCUUGAGAAGGGGUUGGUAGCAGUGAAGACAGUGGUGCAUGGCCUGGUGGACUUCAUCCAGAACCACAGCAAGAAAGGAGCUGAUCCUCAACAACCUCCUCAGCACAGCAAGUACAAGACAUACAUGUGUCGUGACAUGAAGCAGAAAGGAGGCUGUCCUCGUGGAGCCAGCUGUACCUUUGCUCACUCUCAGGAAGAACUGGAGAAGUAUCGUAAAAUGAACAAGCGUCUGGCAGCUCGCCUCCCUGGCCCAGGAGGGCUCAUGCCAGAUGAGGGCCUUCCUCUUGAUGUAGCAGUGACCCGGAAGCCUUCACCCCUCCCCAAUGGCAGUGUUGCACCCUCUUUGCCCCAGCUCAUUGCUCGCGGCACAGACACAGUCCCAUAUGAACUGUUGCGUAAACCCGUCAAGAUGGAUGGAGGGAGUCCCAGUGCCCCAGGAUCACCACCUGAUGUCCUGGACUCUGUACCCAAACCUGGUAUGCCUCUGCCACCUCAUGCCAUGGCCCAUCCAAGGAUGCCAGCCGACCACCUCUCUGGGGUGAAGCACAUGCCUGUGGUACCUAGAAGUUCUCCAGUGUACCCCCAGCCGCAGCUUCCUGAGAUGUGCUAUGACACUCGCCCACCACCUUCUGCUUCUCAGUAUGAGCCCCCGCAGUAUGCCACAGGGUACCCCUACCAGCAGCCACCACAGUAUGUUCCUCGGGAUUACAUUCGUAACCCACCUCCCCCAAGUGAGUCAGGACCCCCUUACCAGGACCCCUACCCUGGCUAUGGCCCUCCAGAGCGCCCGUAUCAGGCUCCUCACUCUGGCCCAACCUUCUCCUACCCUCACCCUCCACACUAUGACCGAGGUCGCCAUGGAACCUACACUGGCCCACCACCUCCCCCACAGCCUUACCCAUCUCAGAGGGAUAACCUAGUCAGAAUGAGCCCUGCCCCUCUGGAUGUUCCCCCGCCAUCAGCAGCACAGGCUAACUCACUGUACCACCCAGAGCCCAGUGCCCGGGAUAGGUACCCACCAGAUGGCUACUAUCCACCAGGUGCCCAGGCGCCACCCAUGAGGGCUUAUGUCAGGGGGCCAUCAUAUAGUGGUCCACAGGCCAGCCUGGACUAUCUGCACCGACGUCGGCAGGAGCUGUUAUCCCAGCUGGAGGAAAGGAAGGUCAUCUCUCCUCCACCAUUCGCUGCCUCCCCCACUCUUUCUCAUCCCUUCCCCAGCGACUACCCUCCAGAGUAUGGUGAGGAGAACUCCAAAACCAUUGUGAAAUGCAGAGAGCCUGACUAUGCAGGGCAAUACUCUCCCUGGUCUUGUGAAACCAUUGGCUCCUACAUUGGCACAAAGGAUGCCAAACCCAAAGAUGUUAUGGUUCCUGGUAGCAUGGAGAUGAUGAAUGUGGAGGCUAAGGGUCUGAGGGAACCAUCGCUGGAUGCUCCUCGGAGGGGUGCAGAAGUCAAGGACGAUGACCCCAUUAUCCCGUUUGGCCCCCAGCCCACUGUAUCACGUUUUGGUGCCAUCUCCCGCACCUCAAAAACAGGCUACCAGACCACCGGCCCAGUGCAGGCUAUGGCCUCCACUCCCCAGAACCCAAAUUCUAAACAUAUGGCCAUGCCAGCAGAAUACACAUAUGGAAGCCAUGGAGGAUGGGGUGGAGCUUCAUACCCCUCCCACCAGACUGCCGCCUCCUCUCAGGGACACUUUAGUGAGCGCCUACCUAUGGCAGCCCCAGACAGAGAACAGUUAAAAAUUGAGCUGCAACAGGUCAACCAGCAGAUCACCCAACAGACCCAGAUGCACAGCAUGGAGGCUGCCAGUAACUCUUUACUGCUGCAGAGGGAAGCCAGUGCAUUGGCAGGUCAGCCUGGACAGCCCAGCCAGGGCCAGGCAGCAGCAGCAGCAGCAGCAGUGCAGCAGCAGCAACAGCCCAAGUGGCCAGCAGGGGGAGCAAGUGCAACAGCUGUCUCCAGUGAACAGCUAAGCCUGGAGCUCCACCAGGUGGAGAGAGAGAUCGGCAAGAGGACCCGUGAGAUGGCUAUGGAAAACCAAGUAGCGCACGAUGUUCAGCAGUACAAGAUGAAACCUGCAGAGAAUGGACAACCAGAGCACAAGACUCAGCUGGAAGAAAUCUCCCUGGCUCUUGGCGAGGUGUCAAACGGCUCCAGCAGUCUGCAAGAAAGUGCAGUGGGCGGGUCCAUGCUGUCACUGACCAAUAAGACAUCUGCGUUGAGCCUGUGUUCUGACCCAGGUGCCACUGGUUCAGAGAUGCAGAAGAAUGGCGUCGUCCAUUCCUGCUCUUAGGCAGUACACACACACACACACACACACACACACACACACACACACACACACACACACACACACACACUCAAGAUGCUCGAUUGAAAAGCAUGCACAGGCACACAUACACCCAUUCUAUUUAGAAGAUGAGCAGUAUCUGCCGUGAUAUGAAUUUUCUUUCUUUUUGUUCUGUGAAUGAGCUUUUUUUAAUGACUUUCCUUGCCUGGAAACCAGGGCAUAUGAUAACAUUUCUUGUGUGCGUUUCGUUAUUUCAUUUUUUUUCUUUUGUACUGGGAUAAUAGAUUAACAAGGUUCGCAGUAGAUGUACCAGGAAGAGAAAAUGGUGGUGAUAUUGACAGUUUAUUUGUAGCUUCAUUCAGAAUGAAUAGACCUAUUCCAUCCUUCAUAAACACAAAACAUAGUCAAGUAUUUGAUUGAUUUUUCCCAUAUAAGAUUUUUGGUUGAGUUGUCCUAGCAUACAUGUAAAUGAACGGUUAGAUACAGAGGAGCAGAUCACCAUCACAUCACAUGCGCUCUGAAGAACUUCUCUUGUUACAAUCUGAUGAUGUGCGAAGGUAUUGUAGGAAACAGCAGGGUUGUGUUGCUUGCUACUCACCCCCAGAAUCGUAAAAAAAAAAAAGUGGUUGCCCAGAUCUAGAUGGUCUGAGGAGGGAAAAGCAGCACAAUGUUCCACCAGUAUUCAGCAAAUAUGGAGAUGCAAAUUGUUUUUAGACAUCACUUUUGCACCACGUGCACUUCCUCACCUGCCAUGUGAAGUAUGAUUUUUUUUUUUUUUAUUAGUGCAUUUUAUGAACUCAUCAUAUGUCUGUUUCGUACUUGAAAGCAGUAUAUUCUAUAUUUAAUUGAAGCAUUCUGUUUUAAAGAUUGCAACAAGUCUUUUUGAUAAGGAGCUUUCCACAAGUUUUCUAUAAGGGAAUCUACUAGUGCUUCUCUUGGUUAUGAUGUGACCUGACGUGGUUUGGUUACAAUGCCUUUCGCCAGUGCUCCAAAGAGCUGCAUUCAGCCUUGGCCGAUUAUGUUGUGACAUUUGUCACAGCAUGCUCAAAAAUAGCUGUUUUUUUUUUGUUUGUUUUGUGGUGAAUGCACAUGAUCUGGCUUUUGAGAAUACAUCUUUCUGCUUCAGGAGUCAUGAGAAUGAGUGUCAGCUUGACUUUAUAAUGUCAGGGUAACUGAAUAAGGAUUUCCCUCCUCAGAGCUUCUCAUCUGGCCACACAAAAGGCCUCCCCAUUGGGAUUAUCUUGUCAUUUGUUCUCCUAACUUCUAUGAAGUUGCCUUCCCUUGUGUCUUUUUGUUGAAUUUUGUUUAAUUUUUUCAUGCUUUACGUUGUUACGAUUUUGGGGGGGGUGGGGGUGGGGGGUUGAAGCUUACCGAGUGAAGGCACCUAGUUUAAUUGGAUUCACGUCUUUCUCUCUGUCAUGAAAUGUUUGAAUUUGGAGUAAAACCCAGACUUACCAUUUGUACUCUCAGAAAAGUGACUGACUGUUUAGUGUUUUUAGCUAGACAGUACAUUUGAAAUCAUGUUUACAGCUGAGGAUAAUAGUUGUUGGUUAUUGAAGUGUAAACAGAAUCUCCUUUAGAUCUGAUCAGUUUUAUUGUAAUAAGUAUAUUCAAGCAUCUUCACUGGUGAGUAGCACAAUCUUCUGUUCAAUUUAUCACAUUUUUCUCUCUAUAACUUGCUGUCAUCAUCACCACCAUUAUAGCUAUUAUUGCUCUUCAUCAUGACAACCACUUUUCACUGAGUAUUGUCCUCUUUUCAAUUUUAACUAUCUCGACAUUGCAAAUGAGGAAAACCUCAAUGAUCUUCGAGGCUUCAAAAAAUAAAUGAAAUCAUGUAAAUUGUUUACUGCUGAUGCUCAACAUGGAGCUCUUUGCCUUCUGUAAACAAUUAGCAUGAUUGACAACAGUUUUACAGCUCUGCUGAGAGUAAGUGAGCCUUUUCGCUUGAACGGUUGAAGGAUAGAGGAGACGCUCUGGGUCAAGUCGUUUUAGUUUAAUGUUGAGCCUCUAUUAUGGUCAGACGAGGGGUACUGAGAAACUGACAGAGUUUGACAAAUCCCUGAUAACUGAUGAGUCAAUGGAAUAGAGACACAAAUGUUUUUGUGUCUGUCAUCGUCAUCUGGGUUGCUUGAUGGGCAUCUCUUCCAAUUUGUUAGCCCCUUGAUAGCGGAUGUUUGGGAUUUUCUUUUUUUUUUUUUUCUUUUCUUUUUUCAGUUUUUCCAACCACACUUCAAAGCCUCUGGUUUUUCUCGCUACAUUUAUUGUUUAGGUACACAGCUCACUUAUACAUAUAAGUAUGUAUACAUACAUUAAUAUACUAAAGCACUAUUAACGUGCCACCUCUUAUUCUACUCGCUCAGCAUUUAUAUUAAAUGAUCUCUACUUAGACUCAGCAAACUUUUAUUUUCUUUUUGUUGUUUGAUUUGUUUUCUGUCCACUGGUUGCCAACACAGACUUUAUCCUUUCCCAGACGAAGGACUUCUGUGCGCAUUGAUGUGUGUUCACUUAAUCGUUUGUGUUCAAACAAAGAUGUUCUUUAUAGACUAUGCUUCCAAAGAAGACAAAAUUCUGUAACUUUGGAAAAUUUAUGGAGAAGUUUUGUGUGUGCUAGAUUGUAUUGUAGAAAAUGUACCCUGACUUAAGUUUUUUUUCCCCUCAAAGUGUGCUGUACUGGGUGAUAGUGUUGAGGUAUUAGAAAAGUGUUGGGGUUUUUUCCCACCCCCCACCCCCAAGGAUGUUCAGGAAGUCUCUAAUGAAAGGUUGGCCUUAAAUCCUCUUGCAAUGCUCCUUUACCUUGUCUGCUUUUAGGAGCAUGAGAUGACCUCAGAAAUUACUAACACUGAAUUGGCAUGAUUUAGAGUCAUAUUGAUGGACUCUAGCAGACCCACCCCCCCUUUGGAAAAUGUCAUACAAACAACAACAAUUCAAUAACCCAAAUCUCAAGGUUUUCAUCAAAAUGUGUAAUUUUAUGUUUUUUCUAUGGAAAUGUUGUUGACCUAGCUGGGUUUGUAGUUCUUUUUUCUUUCUUUUUUUUUGUUUGUUUCUGCAAUAGUUGAGUGAAUUUACUGACCUGCAAGUCUUACAGUCUUGAAUGCAUCAUCUGACCUGAUGUGUAGUCAACAGCGAGUGAGAUACAAGAGUAUUUGAGUGACAGUCACACACAAGUUUUGUUCCUCUUUGACAGCUAUUCACACAAAAUUGGCAACCCAGCUUAAUUCUGCUGUUAUAAAUCGCAAGAAGUAUAAUGACUUCUGAAAAGAUAAAAUGCGGUUUGGCAAUGAAUUGGCAACAUUUAAUGGUGUUAAUUCAAUAUGAUGUUUCUCAUUCUCUCUUCAGUGCAAGUCAACCAAAACUAUCACAAUGCUGAUUCUACCUGAUAGGUCUAUGCAGGUCUGAAUGAGCCUAAAAUGCCUUUAGCUUAGCAGAACUGACACACAAUGACUUACGGGGUGGUUUACUAUAUAAUAAGUAGCAAAAAUGUUAAUUUCAAUCUCCUGUGUGUUUUUGUUUCUGAGUGGAACUGCUGCCUCUAGCCCUCGUUUACAUAACCAGUUAACCCCUCCACUCCCACCCUUGACCACUGAACUCUGUUACUGCUGUUUGAGGCUCACAUUUUAUUCCCUGACUUUCUGGGGAAAUUCGCAAAUGGCUUUUUUAUAUAAUUACUCCCUUGUAAAAUAUCUCUUAAAUUAAGGUACAGGUUUGAUUUCAGCAAGAAAAAAGAAGUUUUUAUAUGUAUAUUAUACUCCAUUAAGGAAUGUCUAGAAUUAUCUUCCUCCAAUGUGGAUGUAGCCAUUAUUACGCCAUUUUAUGACUUUGUAAGAGAAUUCACUGUGUGAAAAUUGGUUUGCAUUUUUGUAUAAUACAAUCUGCUUUUUUUUUUUUGUUUGAUACGAGACAGAGGUCAAACUGGAAGUUUGAAGAGAAAAAAAAAAUGAAAUGAACCUGUGAAAUUGAGAAAACAAAAUGUAACUUAUGUACAACAGUGAUUCUAAGCUGAGGGGGAAAGAUUAAAUGAUAUUGCUAACUCUGAA